Sinocyclocheilus rhinocerous is the source of this 1828-nucleotide messenger RNA. RefSeq names its product neuronal pentraxin-2-like. The transcript is spliced from 4 exons. The coding region runs from base 36 to 905 and encodes 289 amino acids. The record is from RefSeq and is a predicted model, not a curated record. Lineage: Eukaryota; Metazoa; Chordata; Actinopteri; Cypriniformes; Cyprinidae.
UAAUUAUCUUGCAGUUGGAGAUAGGCCCGGCAGCGAUGAACCACACUGAGCAUACUGUGAGCACACUGGGGAUUGUAGUGGUGGGCGAGCCUGGCAGGCCUGUGGAGGAUCUGGAGGGAGAGCUGGAAAAAAAGAUUAGGCUGCUGGAGAAGGAGAGAAAGAACCUCCGGAAAGAGACCCAGAGCCACCACCAGCACAUAGACCAGGGAAUCAACACCCUGCAAGAGCGUAUUGCAGAGCUGGAACAGAGUCUUACAGAUUACAGUUACCCACAAGGGUAUAAACUUUCCUUCCCUGUGCGGACUAACUACAUGUAUGGGCUUGUCCGGCGGAAUAUUCCAGAGAUGUACGCCUUCACGGCGUGUCUGUGGCUCAAGCCUGCUGAGAGUGGAAUUGGGACGCCAUUUUCCUAUGCUGUACCGGAACAACCCAAUGAACUUGUCCUGUUGCAGGGCAUUCAUAAUCCAGCAGAACUACUCAUCAAUGAUAAGGUGGCACAGCUGCCUCUAUCUUUGCCCCAGGACAUCUGGCAGCACAUAUGUGUGAGUUGGACCCUACGGGAUGGAGUUUGGAAAGCAUAUCAAGGUGGAAAGUUGAGAGGACGGGGUGAAGGUUUGUCCGCUUGGCACCCAAUCAAAUCCGGGGGCGUCUUGGUGUUGGGACAGGAACAGGAUACCCUUGGUGGGCGGUUUGAUGCAUCCCAGGCUCUUGUUGGGGAGCUUUCGUUAUUUAACCUGUGGGACCGGGUGUUAUCGCCAACAGAGGUUGCUGCUUUGGCGGCAUGUGCAGAGUCGCCCCACUUGGGGAACAUAGUGCCCUGGACGGACCGAGAUGUGGACAUGUUUGGAGGGGCUGUCAAGGACCCUGUGGACCCCUGCCUUCAGAGCUCCCAUCCCCGGCAGUGAGCAGGGCCAUGGAUUGAUACCUUUCUUUUUUUAAGGCGAGGGUAAAUGAGACAAAAAUGGCCUGAGAGGUAUGACAACUGUGCUGUGGUCCCGGUCUGUGUAUAGAAUAUAUUUACCGUAGAGCUACACUCUUACUGAGUGUUUGUUUCUGCAGGGAAGGGAUUUGUCUGUGUGUGUGGUUGUGUCACUUCGGAUAGAGCUGCUGCCGAAGGCUUUUAAAGGCCUGUUUGCGUCUCGUGUUGCUUGUGUUAUUUCAUGCCCUUCUUCUCAAAGCAUUACCGCACAAUGGUCCCUUCAGAUAUAGAGAAUGUUUUUGUAAUACGAUGGAUGUGGCUCAUUCUCACAGCACUUGUCUUGCUCUUGUUUCAUUAUUUGUGUAAAGUGGAGCUUUCGCUUUUUUCCCAGAGCAGCUUUUUCAUUUCUUGUUUUUAUUACUGAUCCCUUAGGGUCACUUCACUUGUUAUUUCAGUCCGGCAGCACUUAAAGGUGUAUAACGUCUUAUCUUUAUUAUAACAUGUUUAAAAUGUUUGUCUUUUGGCAUCUGGUCAAAUGGGUCUUUACCCUGCUGUGUAGCUUUUCUCAUAGAUUCAGCAAGAUCCAAAAAAUUUUUUAAACCAAAAUGUGUUAUUUCAAGCUUAGUAUCUUAAACAUCAGACUAAAAUUUGAAGAUCUGAUGUGCAGCCCACACACUAUGAAAAUAUGAAUGUAAAAUUGUUUAGCAUCUUGUCGUGUUACCAUUGCACUGCAUCUAGCCCUACUUGCCCUUUCACAGAGAAAAGCUUAUGGAGAAGUGCUUGUCUGUUUAUUUGACUCUUGCUAUUGGUUGAUGAUCAGCUGUGAUGUCAGUAUAGUGCUUCUUCAUAUUUGCACCACCAAGGAUCUACAAUGAUAUUGUGACAAAUGUGGAUGAAAAUAUUAAAACU